AUGCCACUCCGAUCCACCCGAAAGCUACACCUACUAGGACCUAUCAUUGCGGGCAAUCGGUCUGCACUCAAAGGACACCGGCCAACAACGGGUGCUCACUAUUCCACCUACAGUCCACCGCUGCUUGAGUCGGCUGUCAACAAAGUCGUUUCCAACAAAAGCCCGGCAGAUGACUUGCUGAGCCCGCUACAACAAUGUACCCCCGCUCAGGUCGCCACUGUACACUUACCGAUCCAACGUAAGGUGUUGUCUACAAUCAAAGAUGCACGAAAGGUGCUUGAGUAUGCCAAUCGAGACAUGCUUUGGGCAGAUGCCUCUAGGAGGAAGAAGGAGUUGCAACCACGAAUUGGUGGCCGUGCUCCCAAUUAUGUAGCGCAAGGAACUGCGAUCUGGCUGCGAUCCGAGCACAAGCUCGACACCUGCGACAGUCCAGAAUCUCAAGCUUUCAAAGGAGAAGAACUUGAAUUGCCCGUGAGACUAUACACGAAGCAAAUAUUGAGUGUCAUUAAUAGCAAUACAUACAGCAUUAUUGAUGAAGAGGUUGAUUCUGGGAAGGCCAUGCAGGUUCCUCGAAUCAUCGUGGAGGAUGCGAUCAAUACCUCUACAGUAUCUUGUAUGGUUCUAAGUGUUCAGCUAAAUGAAUCAGAGACAACCAAUAUGAAACACAGAGUGGCCCACGACGUAUCUUGGAAACUGGGUGGUACUACCUUUGACAGGCCGCCGCCCUAUCACAUUGCUCGUCUUCCUUGUGAAGCUAUCAGGUAUUGCUCUAGGCAGGAAUUGCUGAGAAUAUUGAAAGAUGGACCUUCUACCUUGAAGCAAUUCUCCCACAUCAUACUUGAUGACGUUCAUUUCCGUGAUCUCAAUAUCGAGGUGGGCAUGAUGCUUUUGAAACGAUUUGUUGAACAAUGCAAGUCUAUCGGUGCAUCUGUACCAAAGGUCGUUCUGAUGGGCUCAUUUCCUGAUGUCAAUGAACUGUGUUCCUAUUUUGGUACCAAAACUACAGAUGGCACACUUUUGCCUGCUCCUCAUAUGACUAUUCCUAGGGGCUUCCCUGCGAAGAAGUAUCAUCUCAAAGAAGUAAUGGCCAAUAUUACCCAUUCUCUGACAACGGAGAUCAGAGAGGCUCUCCUUCAUGAAGACAAGGAUACUCAAUCCUUCCUGGCCAGAAGUUUCAAAAAGGUUGAAAAAUCGGUACGCGUAAAAACCAAGACGCUUGUGAAAGAGGUUGUACCUCGCGGGUUGGUUUCUGCGACUCUUCUCUCGCUCUUGUCUACGACAAAAACAGGCUCUAUCAUUGUCUUCGUCCCAAGGUCAAUAGAUUUCAUGAAAGUCACGGAGCAGAUCACAACCUUUGGCCCAAAGCUGGGGUUCAAUUUUGAGGAUGAGGAUCGUUUUAGAAUAAUUUACUUGCCUUCAAAUCCGACAGCAGAAGAAAAAGCCAAAAUUCAGCUUGAAAUUCAGCUUGAAAUUCCUCCAGGUUGCCGAAGAAUUUUCAUUUCAAAAGAAAGGAGUGAAUUCACAAUUCCAGACGUGAGGUACGUCGUUGACUCUGGCAAGUCAACGGAUCGAAAUUCGGCGGAUAUCAACUGGAUCAAUGGAACUGUCGCCUCACAACGGGCAGAGUGUACAGGCAGAGUCCAGGCUGGAGAGUACUACUUUCUUGGAACCAAAGUGCGGUUUAAUUCCCUUCCAGUUACACCUACACGGCUACAGUCUAUGACUUCUCGCUCAAGUAUCCAACAAGCCUGUUUACAUGUUAAGCGAGCGAUCUCUGAAAGGUCCCUCUCGAUCGCAGAACUUCUCGCGCAAACCUCUAAGCCACCUCGAGAAUCCAAAGUUUGUGCUGCAGUGGAUAAUCUGAAGGAGUUGCAACUAUUGGACGAACAGGAAGAACUCACCACUCUUGGUCACAUUCUCGUCGAUUUGAAUAUGGAUCCAGCUUUGGGCAAGAUGUUUGCUCUGGGCGUUAUUUUCCGAUGUUUGGACCCAAUGCUGAUCCUUGCGACUCUCGACCGGAACCCCGCCCUUUUUUCACCAAGGCCUUCUUCGCCAGGUCCAGGCGUGGAUGCAUCAUUCGUUCGUUCGAUCAACGAGUCAGGCUAUCAUGUAGCUGUCACCAAUACCCUUGGGGCCAUUCGACAAAGGUUGCAUGCUCAGGAGGGUGAACGGGCUCCAGCUUUGGGAGAUAAAGCCUCAGAAGACUAUAUGCUCAAGGUAUAUGAUAAAGUGACCCCGAAAAUUGGGCGAAUUAUCAGGAGAUUGAUCGCAGCCAAAUUCAUCCCUGCCGACAAGUCAUUCGGUGAUGGGGCCUUUUUUAGUUACGACGGCCUCAAUAUCAAUUCCAAAAAUGAGGCUCUUAUCAAAACACUCUUGCUGCAAUUCCUUUCCUCCAAGCUGGCCGUGAAGCCCUUUGGCUAUACAGCCAUCAAAUUCAAAUCCGGAGAGAUCGUCGAAAGGGAUCCCAAUUCUUCCAUUUCCAACAACUAUAUCAUGGCCUACAACUUCAGAUCGGCCGGCGCAAACAAGCGUCGGGGUACGAUUCAAAAGACCCAGGUCGACCCACUGGCCGCCUGUGUCUUGGGGAGCAAGAUAGAACAAGAAGAAGAUAACGUUAUCUUGGAUUCGUGGGUGAAAAUCAAACCACAAAAGGUGGGAAGCAGAGGAAAUGAAGUUGCCAAGGACUUGGUUCAAACACACAAAGCCUUCGAUGAGGCCCUUCGCACUGCCUUUAAGGUACUUCCUCGCCAGGGAAUGGCAAGCUUCGACUCUUCAGCGGAUUUGAAUGCAUAUCGUGCCGCUCGCGGUAAUUUGCUCGAAACCAUUCAGAAAUCACUGCAAGAUAUUCUCCAUGCACAUGAUCCGCCGGCUCAGAGCACUAGGAAAGACAUAUGA
Molecule: messenger RNA, 2895 nt
Organism: Penicillium verrucosum
Lineage: Eukaryota; Fungi; Ascomycota; Eurotiomycetes; Eurotiales; Aspergillaceae
Exons: 2
Coding region: 1-2895 (964 amino acids)
Cellular component (GO): nucleus; intracellular anatomical structure
Molecular function (GO): RNA binding
Source: RefSeq, a predicted model, not a curated record